Messenger RNA from Peronospora matthiolae, 531 nucleotides. NCBI's taxonomy places the organism in Eukaryota, Oomycota, Peronosporomycetes, Peronosporales, Peronosporaceae. The record is from the annotation of a GenBank genome assembly.
AUGCGAGUUCAGCUCGCGGACGUGGCUUCCGAACGUGAUCGCGCAAUACAAGAUCACACGACCUUUCGGGAUCGCAAGGCGACAAUGGUGUCUGGGGUUAAUUCAGCCACACCUACGAAGGUGGGAUUGUCUACCCACACGCCCGUUCCCGCGAAUCCUCAGCCGAUGUCGAACUUUUCAGGAUCGAGUCGCAAGGGAUCUUGCGAUUCCCUACCAUCGUCAACUAUGCCGACUUCCAAGAAAGUGACUCGAUCUGCUGCGUCCAAAGCUAAGCCGUCCCCAGUUUGCGACCCCAAUGUGGCACGAUUCGCUGCGUCCAAAGCCAAGCCAUCCUCAGUUCGCGAUCCCAAGGUGGCACGAUCCGCUACUACUAAAGCCAAGCCGUCCCAAGUUUGCGAUCCCAAGCCUUCUUUCUCUCCCAAGGGAACCCGAGAUCCUAAGGGUCAUCGCGAUCUCAAGAAUCGCCAUGAACCAGCGAAGCCUGCAGCUACCCCGAAACUGGGCAAGCAGAGGCGCCGUGGUCCGAGUUAA